AUGGAUAGUCAAAGUUACAGAGAUGUAACAGACAACAGAGUAUUUUGGGUGAGUGACAAAAAAGGCCAGGGUUUUUCACGAACAGAACUUGGAGGAGGUAGACAGGUGGUUCCGGACUUAAGUAGGGUAUCUCAAGCAUUAUUCAACAGAAGUAAUAGUUUCCCUGCUUCUUUUUGUAGUAACAAUGAAGAGAGUUAUUUUGUAAACUUUGAUCAGAUUACUGCAAUGGGAGAGGAUCAGCUUAAUCCCUUCGUAGAGAGUAUUAGGGAUGCCAAUACUCUUUUUCUAGAUGAUAAUAUAAGCUUUAUUGGGUCAAAAGAAACUGAUAGUUACUUUGACAAUACGUCAAAAUACCAAAGAUCUGUUACUAUGGACUUUUCAAACAAUUCCAAAUAUCCAGGUAUAUGCUCAUAUUAUCCCAGAAAUGUUAAUUGUAUUGAUUAUUCCAGAUCUAAUAGUGACUUGGCGAGACUGUUGGAAAAUAAAGAUGAAUUAGAAACUUAUAAUACUGACAAUUCAUUAACUCGUGAUUCAUCUGGUUCAAGUACUGAAGGCACUGGCCACUUUAUCUAUGGCUCUUCUAAUGGUUAUAUAGAAUAUGGAAAUGAAGGUAUUAUUGAUUCAAAACAUUCACAUUAUUGUGGACCUAAUAUGGCUGGAGGAAGAUUACCUUCUCCUAAGAGAGAUAGAUUUAUGAGACAGAGUGAUUCUUUAAGCUCUUUGACAAGCGACCAGCUUAAGGAUAUUGGGUUUAUUAAUAAACAAAAUAAUAAAAGGAGGUCCAAACGAGGUUAUGCUCCUGUUAAGCUCUUUGUAAACAGAGUUCCAAAACAUAUGACAAAUGAAGAGCUGCUUAAGAUCUUCAAUAAGUAUGGAUUGGUUGUUGAAUGUAAUAUAAUUCGUGACUCUAAUGGUCCUAAAGGAUGUGCCUUUGUAAGAUUUUCUAACAUUUAUGAAGCACAAAAUGCAAUUCUUUGCAUUCAUGGUAAGACUGUACUUGACAAGGAGGUUGGUCCAAUUCAAGUUAAAUAUGCAGAUGGAGAGAUUGAGAGGUUAGGACUUUCACCAGAUGUUCAGCCAUGUGGUGAAUCAGUUAAGGUUUUUGUUGGUAGUCUUCCAAAGAAUUGUACUGAAGACCAGCUUCUUCUGCUAUUUAAGCAGUUUGGUCAUGUUGAUGAGGUACACAUUAUAAGAGAUAACAACAAACAAAGUAAAUGCUCAGCUUUUGUUACUUUUCCUCGCAAAUUUAUGGCAGAGAACGCAAUUAUGUUCCUUGAUAAAAAGUACAUAUUUGAUAACUCUAAGAGACCAAUUGAAGUUAGGCUAGCUAAGAGUAGGGCUAAACAAAAACAACAGCAACAACAGCAGCAACAAUCCCAAAAUGCAAACUGUAGGCCAAAUAACAGUAUGAGUCCUAAUCAUUCAGAUUUUAAUACAGGUAAUAUGGGAUUCGGUCUAUCAUAUAACAAUAAAUCUUAUGGAUCGUUUGGGAUGCAGGGUAUGCCUUUGAGAGGUGGAACAGAGCUAUUUGACCCUAUUCCUGAGGUUCCACCAUCACAUAUGCAGUUUUCUAGCAUCCAAGGUUCUCAUCAUAAUGUAGAUGUUGCUAUGCAGAACUUUGUUAUUGGUCAUGGUCUUAACCAUGGGCAUCUCAGCCAUCAACUUGGUAGCCAUCGCCAUGGUAACCAUUCCAGUCAUUCUAAGGUUACCACAAAUGGCAUAUCUAAUACUAAUACUGAUAUUUCUAAUACGAAUACUGCUUCUCCCACCAAUAGCAGUUCUAAACUUAACACAAACUCUUCAAUAUUAAUUGGGACUAAUUCGAGCAUGAACAACCGUCUUGACUCAGCUCCAACCGUCAUCCACAAUAUGAGGAAUUUAGAGCAACAAAUGAACCAGGAGCUGGCAGGUGGACCCAAACGAGGAAUGCAUAUGGGCCCCAGCCAUUCUUCUUUAAUUAGUGAUUCUUGCCAUAAAGGAGGUCCAAAAAAUGAGGAUCAGAUCAAAUUUACUCCUCCAACACUUUUGGAUUUCUGGGCAAAGCCAAUUCUUAAUGUCUAA
Molecule: messenger RNA, 2061 nt
Organism: Cryptosporidium ubiquitum
Lineage: Eukaryota; Apicomplexa; Conoidasida; Eucoccidiorida; Cryptosporidiidae
Product: bruno-like protein with 2 RRM domains
Exons: 1
Coding region: 1-2061 (686 amino acids)
Cellular component (GO): nucleus; ribonucleoprotein complex; cytoplasm
Molecular function (GO): mRNA binding
Source: RefSeq, a predicted model, not a curated record